AUGAAUCUUCUGACGACACUGAAACUGCUCCCCAUAGUGAUUACAUGGCUCGUGGUGUACAGCUAUCCGGAAGCUCCUUGUUCUUCCGAUGAUUGCAAUAACCUGCAAGGAGACUCAGGGACCGUGACGUCUUCAUCGCUUUACAGAAAAGCACUUCCCAAUGCCCCCGACGGGUACACACCCCAGGGUGAAACCUGUCUUGUAGAUAGACCAUCCAUCCGCAAUGGGUCGACACUGUCAGCGAACGAAACGGCAUGGCUGAAACAGCGACGAACCGUCACCACUGAUGCUAUGAAAGACUUUCUGGGCCGACUGGACUUCGGCUCCCUAGACGCAUCUUCACAUAUCGAGCAGAAUGCUGGAAAUGCAUCCGCACUCCCAAAUAUCGGGAUCGCGGCGUCCGGCGGUGGUUAUCGAGCGCUGAUGAAUGGCGGCGGCGCCCUACAGGCUUUUGACUCUCGAACGCCCAACUCGAGUCUUCAAGGCCACUUGGGAGGGAUUCUGCAGUCGGCUACAUAUCUCUCCGGCCUGAGUGGGGGCAGUUGGCUGGUCGGGUCCAUCUAUCUCAAUAAUUUCUCGGAUGUCACGUCCCUGCGAGAUAGCGAAACGGUGUGGCAGUUCCAGAAUUCCAUCUUCUCCGGCCCAGAGCAUGGCUUUGAUUUCGGCGUCAGUACGGUCAAGUACUAUUCGCAGUUGGAUGAUGCAGUGAGCGGCAAGUCGGACGCUGGGUACAAUGUUUCUAUCACGGAUUACUGGGGUCGCGCGCUCUCCUACCAACUCAUCAAUGCCACCGAAGGUGGUAUCAGCUACACUUGGUCCUCCAUUGCUCUGAGCAAGGCUUUCCAGAACGGUAGUAUGCCUAUGCCUAUCGUCAUCGCGGAUGGCAGAGCUCCUGGGGAGAUCCUCAUUCCAGACAACACGACCGUGUUUGAAUUCAAUCCGUGGGAAUUUGGGACCUUCAAUGCCCCCCUGGAGGCCUUUGUGCCUUUGGAGUUUAUCGCGUCCAACUUCUCCGCCGGGACGCUUCCCAAAGGCCAACAGUGCGCUCGCGGGUUCGACAAUGCCGGGUUCGUGAUGGGGACAUCGUCAUCGCUAUUUAACCAAGCGUUCCUGCAGCUCAAUAACACCGACGGGUCUCAGGUAGUGAAAAAUUCCCUCGAAAAGAUCUUGGGCGCGAUUGGCGAGGCCAACAACGAUAUCGCCGUGUACGACCCGAACCCAUUCUAUCUGUACUCUAAGCAGUCCACGUACUCCAGCUCUAUAUCCUUGACCUUGGUGGACGGUGGAGAGGACCUUCAGAAUAUCCCUUUGGAGCCUCUGCUACAGCCGGAGCGCAAAGUGGACAUGAUCCUGGCGUUAGACUCAUCCGCCGAUACGAGCACGGGAUGGCCCAACGGCACCGCCAUGGUCGCCACGUACGAGCGCAGCCUGAGCCCGCUGGGCCAGAGCAACGGCCUCGCCUUCCCCUCCGUGCCGGACCAGAACACCUUUAUAAACCUGGGGUUGAAUAGCCGUCCGACCUUCUUCGGCUGCGACAGCUCUAACGUCACCGGCGCGGCCCCGCUGGUGGUUUACCUCCCGAACGCGCUGUACAUCUACCAGUCCAACGUCUCCACAUUCGACCUAGAAUAUAACACCACCGAGCGUGAUGCCAUCAUCGAGAAUGGCUACAACGUUGCCACGCUGGGAAAUGCGACUAUUGACCCCGAUUGGCCGGUCUGCCUAGGUUGUGCCAUCUUGAGUCGGAGUCUGGAGCGCACCAACACCGCUGUCCCACAGAGCUGCACUGCGUGUUUCCAGCGAUACUGCUGGAACGGCACAACGAACAGCACCAAUCCUGGCGCUUUUUAUCCUACCUAUAAGCUAUCGCAGUUACAUGUCUAG
Messenger RNA from Penicillium riverlandense, 1884 nucleotides. It is a transcript of the gene plb2, whose product is annotated as lysophospholipase Plb2. Gene Ontology annotation, biological process: glycerophospholipid catabolic process. The transcript is spliced from 2 exons. NCBI's taxonomy places the organism in Eukaryota, Fungi, Ascomycota, Eurotiomycetes, Eurotiales, Aspergillaceae. Gene Ontology annotation, cellular component: cytosol; intracellular membrane-bounded organelle. Bases 1 to 1884 code for a protein of 627 amino acids. The record is from RefSeq and is a predicted model, not a curated record. Gene Ontology annotation, molecular function: A2-type glycerophospholipase activity.